Messenger RNA from Meloidogyne enterolobii, 1818 nucleotides. The record is from the annotation of a GenBank genome assembly. NCBI's taxonomy places the organism in Eukaryota, Metazoa, Nematoda, Chromadorea, Rhabditida, Meloidogynidae.
GCCCCGGCGGGAAUGGCAAAAUUGGCCAGGGUUCGAAAAUUACCAACAACAGCAACUGCAGCAGAACGUCUUCACAAACGUCCUCGCCGCAAAAACCAUCGACACCAAUUAAUUUUAAAACGGAUGGGUAAUGCGCUGAAUAUUCGUGCUAGGCGAGCUAGAAGCCAAAUGAGAAUGGGAAUUAAAUUAUAUCAACAACAAAACCCUCAACAAGCAAUUAGGCAUUGGAGGGCGGCUAGAAGAAAAUUAAAAACAGCAGAAGACAAAUUUUUGACUAGCGGAUAUAUAGUCCAAGCAUACUGUGAUUCUGGAGAUUAUGACCAAAUGUUACAAGCAGCAAAAGAACAAGUAGAAUUAGCAAACAAUCAAAAUGACGAUUUAAUGCGUUCCGAAGCUUUGCUUAAUUUGGCUAGGGCAAAUGAAAGACUGGCAGAAUAUGAGAAGGCUAUAGACUUUGCAGAACAGAGUUUGGCACUUCCUGGAAUUGAUAGAAGAAGUCCGGGAUAUGCACAUUUAGUUAUUGCAAUGGCUAGAAUGGGCAUUUCCGGUCUACAACAAAGCCUAGAACAUUUUGAAUUGUCAAUGAAAAUAGCAAUAGAGACGGGUGACAAAUUGUUGGAAUUGCAAAUAAGCCUGGGAUUGGGGGCGUUAUUUACUUUGUUAAGGGAUUUGAACAAAGCUUUAAUUUUCCUUCAAAAUGCGUUGGGAAUAAUGCAUGGGAUAGAAGCUAAUCAUGUCCAUGCAAAAUAUAGAUCUGCCAUACUUUAUCAAUUGUCUGUUAUUCUAAGGCUGAAGGGACGUCUUUCAGAAGCUCGACAAGUCUGUGAGGAAUCUAUUCACCUUGCCAAACAAGUCGGAAAUAAGCCUACUUUUGCACGUGCUCUAGCUAGUUUAGCAGAUAUAUUUUGCGAAAUUGGUGAAACUGAAGCCAGAGAGACUGUUACUAAAAGUUGGGCAAGGUAUGAACAGGCAUUCCGCCUUCUAAGAAAAAUAAAUGACCGUUCUGGCCAAAUAAUUGUAUUAGCAAGCAUGGCACGUUCUGCAAGUGAAAAUAAAGGUGUUCAUUAUGCUGGCAGAUGUGAAUGUCAAGCUAUACAAUUAAAUAGAAAAUGUCUGGAAUUGGCAACUUUAAUUGGAUCUAAACAUGCAAUGAUGGAAUGCCAUUCUCGCCUUUACGAUCUCUAUAGUCAAUUAUCUGACGAAGAAAAUUCAACAGAAUCCAAUAGACAGCAAAGACAUUUGAUCCAACAAAUGGAGCUUUUUUGUAAUUUUUGUGGUCAGCGUUACGGAGAGAUUGAAGAAUCAUUACAAGCACUUAAUUGUUCCCAUAUAUUCCAUGAAAAGUGUCUACAAAAAUAUCUUUUGACUAAUGGAGAUGGCCCUUAUUCGUGUCCAAAAUGUAGAAUGGGAACUAGCUUAUUAGAAAACAUAUCUCUUUCAUCUUCUACUGCUCAAACACCUGUUGAUACUUCCGAAUUUAUUUGUUCCAACAUUCCAUCAACUUCAACUGCUUUCCUCAAAUCAUCCACUACAACAACCAAAAACCCCACACCUUUAAUAUUUUGUGAAAGAAAUUUUGAAGAAAAUCCUUAUUGUUGGUCUUCCCCAACAAAUGUUUGUAUAGAAAACCCAAGAUGUCAGAUUGAUCUUUCUACUUCAACAAACUGCUCUUUUACAGUCCCAACAGUUAUUAAACAACAGGAAUUACAAAAUAAAUGUAAAGAUAUUAGUAGUAGAAGGAAAUCUGCCCCCGUUGAUUUAGUUGUAAAUAUUGUAGAGAAUACUGAAAGGCAAGGAGAGAAAAUGAAAGGUGAAUAG